AUGAAUACAAAUCUCACUUAAGAUGAUGAUUCAAUUGAAUUUUAAAAAGCUGUAACAUCUCCAUACAAAUGUCCUCAACAUCUACUAAUAAUAAAUGAUAGUUUAUUCUUAUUAUCCAUAAGAGAGUAUGAAGAACCUGAGGAGACUUUUCUAAUUGUUUCUGAAAUUUAAUAAGACAUUCAGAUUGUUAUCAGUUCAAAAUUUGUUAAAGUAAAUAUUUAAAUAAUGAUUAGAGAAUUAGAUACACUAUAACAAAUCCAUAUAACAUAGAAUUGAUGAUAAGUUCCUUAAAAAGAGCCUAAUAAUUCAAAGAUGAUAAUUUAUAAUAAGUACAUAGAUAUUGAAUAUUUAGGUUCAUUAAUACAUGAUUGAAAAUUAAACUUCUAUACAAAUCUAUUCUUCUUAUGCAAAUUAGUGUAAUUACUUAUAGGAAAGAAUUUAAAAUGAAUCUAGAAUAUUAUAAAAUGAAAUUAAGUUAAGAUCAUAUCUUUACAAUGUUUUAGAAGGACUUAAAUAUAUUCAUGAAAACAAUUGUGUUCAUAUGUGUAUUACUCUAUAGAAUAUAGAAUGCCAUAAAGAAGAGUAUAGAUAAGUAAAUAAUUGUUUAAUUCUAGUUAAAAAUAAGUCGAUUUGAGACUUUAUCAGAAAUCAAAACUAAAUUAAAUCCUGAUCUUCGGAAAUAUUUAAUAAAAACACUUCCUCAUAUACCUCCCGAAUUAGGAGAUUCUAAUUAUAUAAUUUAACCAUCUUUUGAUAUUUAUUGUUUAGGAGUGGUACUAUUUUAAAUAUGCACUUGUCAAUUACCAGAAGAUAAUUAAAGAACGAAUCGAUUAAUCCUUAAAAAGUUUAUUUCAAAAGAAUUAGCUAAUAUGAUUAUAUUAAUGUUGGAUCUUAAGGCUGAGAAUAGACCAACAGCUAUUACUUUAAUUGAUAAUUAAUGGUUCAACAUUUGAUAUUAAAUAUUAUUC
This is a messenger RNA of Paramecium sonneborni, 968 nucleotides long. Lineage: Eukaryota; Ciliophora; Oligohymenophorea; Peniculida; Parameciidae. The record is from the annotation of a GenBank genome assembly.